UUCAAUUUGAAACCGCCGCUUUCUCCCAAGUUCAAAAACGCACACCUGAAAUCUCCCUCUGAUUCUUCGAAUUCAAACCGAUCCGUGCCUCCACCGUCUAUCGAAUCCGAUCGGAUCCGCUGCUUUCAUCUCUGCGCAUGGAAGAUUCCUGCAAAAGAAACGAUUUUAAUGUCCGACGCCUUAGCCUCAUCGACGUCUGCUCCGAGGACGAUUCCCUCCUCCUCAAUUCUUCACUCGCUGAUUCCCUCCACCAUCAGUCUUCAGAAAAUCAGGAACACGGAAAUGCUGAGUUGUUGGAGAAUGUGUAUGCUAAUAUAUUAGAGGACACAAUUGGCCCUCUUGAACGGAAAGAACGUGUGCUUCAACCAUCUGAAUCGCCGGAACCUGAAAUGACAAGAAAAAAUGGCAAAUAUAACUUGCGUAAAAGCUUAGCAUGGGAUAGUGCUUUCUUCACAAGUGCAGGUGUUCUGGAACCGGAUGAGCUAUCUUGCAUUAUUGAAGGAGUUGAAAAGGGUGAAAAACAAAAAUUAACGGGGAUUCAAGAGGAGGUACAACGAUCUGCUGAUUCAAUCUCUACUUUAGAAAGCGAUGGUUUGACAUUAGAAAGUCUUGAGUCGGAUUUGUUUGAAGAUGUUAGAGCUUCGAUCCAAAAGUCCAGUAAAGUUUCCAAUGCCGCAAAAGCAAGAAGCAAAACAGGAUCAGGAGUGGCAGAAACACAGCCCAUUUGCUCUAAAAAGAAAGUGGACCUUGCGUCUCGGAGUAAGAUUAAGGCUAACCUAGUUUCCAGCAAGCCAAAUGUACGAUUGCAAGCAUCAGCGAAAUUGACAAACCAGGUUUCUGUUUCUCCACGAGUGUCACAGUCGUUUGCUUCAAGGAGAGAGUCUACUUCAUCCCUUGCAAAGCGACCAAUGGUACUAGUCAAGGACACUCCAAGCUCAACACCAUUAACCAAAAGAGCUUCUCUGUCCGAUAACCAUGCCAAAUUGGGAAAGGAUGCAAAAAUUGCAAGUGGUAGAGGGGCUCCAGUUUCAAAAAUACCUGCUUCGGGUGGUUCACGGAAUAAUGUUCCUAGGCCCCCAGUGUCUUAUAAAACAUCUUCUUUGGGCUCAUCAGUUGUGACCAAGACACAAACAACUUCCUCUUUUGAUAGUUCUGGCAGUGUGUCUUCUGACAGCGUUAGUAAAUCUUCUACCAAAUCAAUGAAAACAAAAAAAGAUUCCAUAACUGGUCGCCCGCCUUCCUUUGGUGCAACCUCCAAAACGCCAUCAAGAACUUCGUCAAGAAAUAAAGUUCAGUCUGGUAGUCCUCAUCUCUCGGCUAUGUUGAUUUCUUCAUCCAAGGUUGCCCCUAGUACUUCACCUGCAAGCUCUAUCAGUGAAUGGUCUUCAGAGUCAUAUUCAUCAAAUUCUACUGUUAAACAAAGGUCUAAUAGCUCAAGAGCCAGCCUUGAAAGUACUUGCAAAGAGGCCUCCGUAGAUGGUGAUGUGCCUCAUGUUUUGGAAGCUCUAAACCAAUGUAAUGAGCAAGGUUCAGUUGGGCAUGAAAUCCAGGUAAUUGAAUCACUUGGUGAAUGUGUAAAGAAAGCUUCAUCAGCAUCUGGUGCACUUCCUCAUUUGGCUUCUAUGAGACCUUCAGGCCUUCGGUUGCCAUCACCUAAAAUUGGCUUCUUUGAUGGGGUGAAAUCAACUGGACGAACUCCACCUGGAAUUAUGUCAUCUCAUCCAGUGCCACGUGGUGGCUUGCCUAAAACUGGAGCAGGAAAUGUUACCCCAAAUGGAGGCCCAAACAAGGCAAAAUCAGGAAAUCCUCAAACUUGUAGAACUCUAAUGGCAAUCAGGAGCAUAAAAGCUGAUCCUCAGCGAACUUUGGUGAAUACGAAAUCUAAAUCUCCUACACCUCUUAAAGAAUCAUUGGUUGCUGCAAUCAGAAGCUCUAGUGCAUCAAGGAAUGUCAAAAGCUGUCCUGGCAUAUCUCCAAGAGUUCAAAACAGAUUAUCUCCAAAAGUUCAAAGUAGAUUAUCUCCGAAAGGUGGUGGAGAAAGUCAGUUGAAGGACAAGGAAAUUGAAGCUGAAGGAUGUGAUAUUGGUAUGUGUGCUUCUGAUAUUGGAAUAGCUGAGAAGAAUGGUAGCCUUGAUGUUUUGAAGGAUAAAGUGUGUUCAGAAACCAAGGGCAGUAUCCCUACAACUGAUAUGAACGUCAUUCCUAUUAAUGGAGAGCUUAAUACGAGUGAUUCAGGUUCUAAUUUUCUUGUUGAAAAGGAUAUGUCCUAUCAGAAAGUGGGCGAAGAAGCAAAAUAUGUCCAAGCUGAUCUUAAGAAUGAUUUGCCUGUAAUUAAAAUCACUAAUGUGGAAGAAAAGUUUGAGUUUGAAGAUCAAGUUGAUGACGUGAGCAGACAAGUUGGAGCUAUGGAUAUAAAUAAGGAGAGUCUGGACAAGAACAUUGGCGAUUCUCUUUCUCUUUCUCAGUUAAAUGUUGGUGGCAAAGAUAUUUCUGGUGCUCUGGAGUUGUCCUGUCAAAGGGAGCUUCAUGGUCGUACCCAACAGGAUGAAUAUUUGAAAUGUUUGUCAAAACCUGUCCCCUCUAACUCUCCAACCACCUUUGAGAUUACGUCCAGCAUGAGGACACCUUUUUCUGAGAAGGAUUCUUUUUGUAAUAUGGAUGGGUUUUCUGAUGUUUUAACAGGCAUGAAAGUUGUAGAGGUAGAGAAGGCAGCUGUCUUGACUGCUCUAGAAAGCAGUAUGAAGGAAAACAGCUGAGAUACUGCAACAGCAUAAGCAUUUAAUUUUCAAGCAUCUUCUAUUCAUGGUUUGAGGGAAUGGAUUAUCAUGCCUGAAGACAAUUGUUUCAGAUCGAGAAGCAUGUCGGUGUAUGAAACCAAUAGAUGAUGUCUUAAUAGAGCUAUCCAAUUGGUAGGCCGCCAUUCAAGUUGUAUAUUGCAUAUGGAAUGCAUGUUCAACUACGCGUUUACAAGAUGUCUUUGCUUAGUUUUAGAUGACGUGCAUCGGAUGGGGUGCCACACUUUUUGACAACUCUGAAUAACUAUUUGUGAAUGCUUUAGGAGACAACUGAUUGAAGAAACACUAAAAUGUUUUGUUAGGUUUCAUUUUAUGCAUUAGUCAAUUACAUUUGGGAUAACU
Messenger RNA from Juglans regia (Persian walnut), 3137 nucleotides. RefSeq lists its product as uncharacterized. NCBI's taxonomy places the organism in Eukaryota, Viridiplantae, Streptophyta, Magnoliopsida, Fagales, Juglandaceae. Gene Ontology annotation, molecular function: microtubule binding. The record is from RefSeq and is a predicted model, not a curated record. The coding region runs from base 138 to 2756 and encodes 872 amino acids. The transcript is spliced from 9 exons.